CAGCAUCAGGCACUGUUCUCAUGGUUACUAGUCUAAUAGCAAUUAUCCAACCUUGCCUACUAAAUACUAGUAAUUUAUAGGACCAGAGUACUCUCCCCCUCUCCUGCUAAGACCGUGCUCAACACUCGUGGGGACUCUUUUGUAUUAGCCUCCAGAGAGCUGACUUAUAAGCCACAUACCCAGUACACAUUCAGCAGCAGUCUAAGAGGACAGCAACUUCCUUUGAAGGUGAGGAAAUGGACUACGACUGUCAGAGCUCCAGUAGCAGCAAUUCUUAUGGAGACAACAAAGGACUUCAGUACCCUACAGAGAACCUAGGGACAAGUUGGGGGUCCUAUCUUCAGAGUGGACCUCCCACUAGAGCCAGUCUGGCUGGUGGACAUAAGAAAGUUAGAAAUCAUACUGAAACGGUGAAUGAAGAACUUGCAGAAUUAGGUAUCCCAGUUAAUAUUAAGAGGUCGAAGCCAAAAGCUGUGGUAUUUGACCCAUUUACACAAGUGAGAUCAAUUGAGGACACUUCACAACCAACAACAAGCACACCUGAAGUACAUGUACACCCUGCAAGCAAAAACAACACAAUGAAAGAAUUGAAAACCCAAAAAGAAAAUUCUGAGCCUCCAGAUACUAUUGUCAACUAUAAGAAGACACUUUUAAAAGAAACGCAAACACUUAUGGAAGCUAUCAAUACUAGUCAACAAGAAAUUGCCAAAAACGGCACCAACACUGAUUGUCUUAAAGCAUUGACUGCAAAAGACAAGACAUACUCCAAUCUGAGGCAGUUGGUAUGUGAGCCUAUUAAUGGGAAUGGAGUAGAGGUAUUGUCGACUGGUGUGCUACUAGAUGUCAUACACUAUCUGACAGAAGUGCUCAAUUCUUUGGUUCAACAAAGUCAGAAGCAGCUUCAACACGCUGAAAGUUUACAAAAGAGUGGGAGGCAAUUAAGUAAAAGCCAAGAUCGAUUUUUCAGAGAUCAGCAUGAGAUACACAAAGCUAUUGAAGAGGCGAGAAUGCAACUCAUAAAGGAACAAAACGCUUUUAAAGAGGAAAUUAUCGUUAAACAAGAGAAUAUGGAAAGACUACAGCUUGCAUUGCGCCAACAAAUACCCACAAAAGCACAAAAACAGACAUCGACUUUAGGUACAGUCCAUGAAGUUAUGCAAGGGCGUAAUCAGAUGGCUGCUUUACUUCAAACUCAGAAAGAGCAAGCUAAACUGGAGAAGUUAUUAUUUAGGCAACAAAGAGAUAUCCAGUGCAUACAAAGAGAUUUGGGAAAUACUAAGUCAGAACUCCUGUCAGCUCAAGAUCAUGCACUAAAGCUUGAACACAAAAUCGUUUUACACAGACGGAAAGCGAUGCCUGGACAACCUAGGGAACACGCAAAGGCACUCACAAGAAAAGAGGAUAGGAAAGGGCAUAAAACAACGGAUACCGGGUUGCGAGGAGUCUUAACAGCUCAACGCACAUUGGACCGAGAGAUGCUGAGAAUAAAAAGACAAAUAGAAGAGCAGCAAAUACAAGAGAGGCUAGCGAGCAAACGUUUGGAGGCCAGCUAUCAGAGUCUCAAAAAGAGAGCAGUGGCCCUCAGGCAACAGGCUGCAGGAAUUAAGGGGAAGUCACUCUAUGUGCCUAGUGAUGAAACUGAUAAUAAAGAUGACGACAGACAAGCUCAACAACAAAAGAAAAGGAAGACACACAUUCCCAAAUUACCCCAACUGCAAAGGCUCCCAAAACAAGCAAAAGUGAGAAAGAAGCCAACCUACACUUUCUCAAAACAGGAGCUGGUCACACUCGCUUGUUUCAGUGACGAGGAGGCUACAGACAAUGUAAUGGAGUGGCUGGAAAUGCAAGGAAACCUUGUAGACUAGUGUUUUCAUUCAUGCAGCUACUACUUUAUUAAAGCAGACAAUUGCUCUCUGUCACACUUUUUGUACAUUAGGAAACAGUACAGUUGUUAUCACUGAAUAUGUUCAUACAACUAAACUGCAUUGAUCAAUUUCAAAAAUCGUUGAUUUAUACAA
Messenger RNA from Halichondria panicea, 2018 nucleotides. RefSeq lists its product as uncharacterized. The coding region runs from base 237 to 1865 and encodes 542 amino acids. The record is from RefSeq and is a predicted model, not a curated record. NCBI's taxonomy places the organism in Eukaryota, Metazoa, Porifera, Demospongiae, Suberitida, Halichondriidae. The transcript has 8 exons.